UGGUACUACCUGUGUUGUCACGGACACCACAAGGGUACAGAGACAAAGAAACCUGGAGCAGCUUGUUCCUGCAGUCUGGGCGGGGCCACCACUGUGACCGUUCCUAGAAGCCACACCUUCCACUCCUUAUCCAAUCAGAGCCCUGACCACACCCAGGAGGAGGAAGGGUCACCGCGGCAACGGCGCAUCACAGUUGCAUCAUUCAUGCCACAGUCUAAUGACCAGAAUGGAAGCUUCCCAGCGAAGGAUUUUGACAGACAAGGGGGAAAACCUCUAGGAGAAUUGAACACAGAAGAAGUCUGCCAGUGGUUCAGCAGUAUUGGCCUUCAGAAAAGCCUCCAGUUCAUCAGAGAGGCAGAGCUGUGUGGGGCUGAUAUAGCCUCCAUAGACCUCACCACCCUCGAUGUCCUUCACAUCUCCAGCCUGCAGGAGAGAGAGCAGCUUUUGUCAGCCGUCUACAGAGAACUGCACCCACCAUCCAUGACCUCACAGAGACUGGACUUACUACUGGAAACCUCGGAUCCUAACGACGUAGAGAAAUUCACAGCAGCGUUAGUGAAUAUGAGCAAAUCAAAGUCCUCUCUGCAAAAAAGCUGCCUCAACAUGAAUCCGAUGAAUUCCUUCAAGUUCAGCCCGAUGGUCCAGAGGAACUCUCAGCUGAUGGAGUUCACCAUAAAUGGUUCUUCAGAGGAGCUGAUACCAGACCAACAUGGAUCUGAUCUGGUGAUCUCCGAGAACCAUCAACUAGAGCUGCAGCUGUGCAAAAAAUCUAAAAGUGUAAGCAAGGCCCCAACCCCUGGUGUUAAUGGUUACCAUGACAACGGACAUGUCAGUCAGAACCGCCAGAUACAGCCGAUACAGGUGGUCAGCCUGCCAGGUAAAGAGGAAAAGAUCCGGGAGCUCAACCAACAGGUGGACUCUCUACAAAACGUUAUCCUACAGGUGCAGGAGAUCCACCACGGCCUGGUAGCGUUCUGUUCGGAGCUGAAGAGCAUGGGUGUAGAGGUGGACACGUCGGCCCUGAGCUUCCCUGAGCUGGAGCAGCGCCUGGGGCUGGCUAUGAGACUGCUCAGGGACAAGAGACACAGUCUAGAGAGCCUCAGAGAGACCAUAGGAGAUGCAGGCGCUCAAAGGAACAAGUAGGUGGCUGCUAUGUGUAGACGACAAAGCCUACUGUUCCCAUAAUGCAAUGCAGUACAGACAAUGCAUUGUUGUUGUUAGAACGUCUUUAAGAUAUACAGUAGGUGGUGUAAUAUCAGUCUUUCAGAUAUACAGUAGGUGGUGUAAUAUCAGUCUUUAAGAUAUACAGUAGGUGGUGUAAUUUCAGUCUUUCAGAUAUACAGUAGGUGGUGUAAUUUCAGUCUUUCAGAUAUACAGUAGGUGGUGUAAUAUCAGUCUUUCAGAUAUACAGUAGGUGGUGUAAUUUCAGUCUUUCAGAUAUACAGUAGGUGGUGUAAUAUCAGUCUUUCAGAUAUACAGUAGGUGGUGUAAUAUCAGUCUUUCAGAUAUACAGUAGGUGGUGUAAUAUCAGUCUUUAAGAUAUACAGUAGGUGGUGUAAUUUCAGUCUUUCAGAUAUACAGUUUCAACUGUCAGGACGACCUGACAUGAUGACUCCUUGCUGUCCCCAGUCCACCUGACUGUGCUGCUGCUCCAGUUUAAACUGUUCUGCCUUGUUAUUAUUCGACCAUGCUGGUCAUUUAUGAACAUUUGAACAUCUUGGCCAUGUUCUGUUAUAAUCUCUACCCGGCACAGCCAGAAGAGGACUGGCCACCCCACAUAGCCUGGUUCCUCUCUAGGUUUCUUCCUAGGUUUUGGCCUUUCUAGGGAGUUUUUCCUAGCCACCGUGCUUCUACACCUGCAUUGCUUGCUGUUUGGGGUUUUAGGCUGGGUUUCUGUACAGCACUUUGAGAUAUCAGCUGAUGUACGAAGGGCUAUAUAAAUAAAAUUUGAUUGAUUGAUUGAUUGAUUCUGGUGGUCAACCAAAGGAAAGCAGUUAAAAGAAGAAGCUCCUCACAACUUUCUCAUAGUUCAAAUCGACUCUCACUCAGUUACUGAUUCAGUCUCUCGCUCGCACACUGACUCACUAGUAACAUAAUAAUAUGUAAAUUAAUAUAUGCUAUUUAUUUAUGCAAUUCAUCCUUUACAGUUGGACUCGUGCUUUUGUUUAGGAAUACAGCAAAUCAUUUCACCAACCUGGCUGGUUAGUUUUAGUUUCUACUUUGCCAAAAGAAGCUAUGAAUGGACGUUAUGCAUCACUAGAACUCUAUUACGAUGCCUUUGUAAUGUUUUUAUUUUAAGGAAAACAAAAAGGCAAUAUGUCAAUGUUUUUAUUUUAAGGACUUUGUAGAAUUAUACUUUGUUAUUUUAAAUAUAUAUAUAUAUAUUUCUUCAUGCAAUUUAUAUUUUAAAAUAGUUUAUGCAGUAUUGGCGCUCAUGUUUGCUGCAUCUGAUGCAUAUGCUAAAGAAGACACCCUGCAACUCUGGUGGGUACUGAUAGGCUGAAAGGUCAGGUGGUUGAUAUGUUAAUGAGUACUGAUAGGCUAGGUGGUUGUUAUGUUAAUGAGUACUGAUAGGCUAGGUGGUUGUUAUGUUAAUGAGUACUGAUAGGCUAGGUGGUUGUUAUGUUAAUGAGUACUGAUAGGCUAGGUGGUUGUUAUGUUAAUGAGUACUGAUAGGCUAGGUGGUUGUUAUGUUAAUGAGUACUGAUAGGCUAGGUGGUUGUUAUGUUAAUGAGUACUGAUAGGCUGAAAGGUCAGGUGGUUGUUGUGUUAAUGAGUACUGAUAGGCUGAAAGGUCAGGUGGUUGUUAUGUUAAUGAGUACUGAUAGGCUGAAAGGUCAGGUGGUUGUUAUGUUAAUGAGUACUGAUAGGCUGAAAGGUCAGGUGGUUGUUAUGUUAAUGAGUACUGAUAGGCUGAAAGGUCAGGUGGUUGAUAUGUUAAUGAGUACUGAUAGGCUGAAAGGUCAGGUGGUUGAUAUGUUAAUGAGUACUGAUAGGCUGAAAGGUCAGGUGGUUGAUAUGUUAAUGAGUACUGAUAGGCUAGGUGGUUGUUAUGUUAAUGAGUACUGAUAGGCUGAAAGGUCAGGUGGUUGAUAUGUUAAUGAGUACUGAUAGGCUGAAAGGUCAGGUGGUUGUUAUGUUAAUGAGUACUGAUAGGCUGAAAGGUCAGGUGGUUGAUAUGUUAAUGAGUACUGAUAGGCUGAAAGGUCAGGUGGUUGUUAUGUUAAUGAGUACUGAUAGGCUGAAAGGUCAGGUGGUUGUUGUGUUAAUGAGUACUGAUAGGCUGAAAGGUCAGGUGGUUGAUAUGUUAAUGAGUACUGAUAGGCUGAAAGGUCAGGUGGUUGUUGUGUUAAUGAGUACUGAUAGGCUGAAAGGUCAGGUGGUUGUUGUGUUAAUGAGUACUGAUAGGCUGAAAGGUCAGGUGGUUGUUGUGUUAAUGAGUACUGAUAGGCUGAAAGGUCAGGUGGUUGAUAUGUUAAUGAGUACUGAUAGGCUGAAAGGUCAGGUGGUUGAUAUGUUAAUGAGAACUGAUAGGCUGAAAGGUCAGGUGGUUGUUGUGUUAGUGAGUACUGAUAGUCUCAUCGUUACAACAACUCCCGUACGGGCUCGGGAGAGACGAAGGUUGAAAGUCAUGCUUCCUCCGAUACACAACCCAAACAAGCCGCACUGCUUCUUAACACAGACACAUCCAGCCGCACCAACGUGUCGGCGGAAACACCGUGCACCUGACAACCUUGGUUAGGGUACCCGGCCCGCCACAGGAGUCGCUACCGGCCAAACCCUCCCUAACCCAGGCGACGCUAUGCCAAUUGUGCAUCACCCCACAGACCUCCCGAUCGCGGCCAGGUUACGACAAGGCCUGGGCGCGAACCCAGGGUCUCUGGUGGCACAGCUGGCGCUGCAGUACAGCGCCCUUAACCACUGCACCACCCGGGAGGCCCAGGUGGUUGUAGUGUCAAUUAGCUCAGGAACCACACCUGUGUGGAAGCUCAUGCUUUCAAUAUACUUUGUAUCCUUCAUUUAUUUGUGUUUCCAUUAUUACGGCAGCUCCCUGUAUGUUUCAUUGUAAGGUCUAUAACAUAUCUUUAUCUGUGUCAUGUGACCUUACAGGCCAUCAGAGGUUUGUCUUCUGGAUAAGAUGAAGUUGAACUGUCAGGUGUUCAAAGAAGAGAUCUCCCUGGUUUACCUCAACAGACAGGUGUCACGUCUACAAACAGCACUACAAGACAGUCUAGAAAAGGCUUGUGGAGGUGAAUGGGGUACCGGUGAACGAUGAUGGGGUACAGUGAAGAGGAGCUGAGCCCCCUCCUCCGCCAGGGACCAACUGCUCAGAUAAUCAUCCUGAGGAGACCUCCUCCCAGACCUCCUCCCAGACCUCCCCCUCCUUUGAAGCAACAUCCUCCAUUAGGAUCCACCUAGUACCACCAGGCAAUCCCAUCAAGCAUGACAUUGACACCCAAUAGACCACCAGGCUGAUCCCAUCUACCAUGAGAUUGACACCCCAUAGACACCAGGCUGAUCCCAUCUACCAUGAGAUUGACACCCCAUAGACACCAGGCUGAUCCCAUCUAUCUUUAAGCAUGACAGUGUAGUCCAGAACAGCACUGCCGCUCCCCGGCUCCAUGAGGUCUAAGUGCGUCAACCAACAAGCUGAGACCCACAACCUGGUAAACCCUGAGCCCCUCUCUAAUCUACCACCACAAUGAGCAUCAGGAACCUGAGGUCUCCACUGAGCCCCUCUCUACUCUACCACCACAAUGAGCAUCAGGAACCUGAGGUCUCCACUGAGUCUCUCUACUCUACCACCACAAUGAGCAUCAGGAACCUGGGGUCUCUACUGAGCCCCUCUCUACUCUGCAGACUGAGGUCUCUACUGAGCCCCUCUCUACUCUGGAGACUGAGGUCUCUACUGAGCCCCUCUCUACUCUGGAGACUGAGGUCUCUACUGAGCCCCUCUCUACUCUGGAGACUGAGGUCUCUACUGAGCCCCUCUCUACUCUGGAGACUGAGGUCUCUACUGAGCCCCUCUCUACUCUGGAGACUGAGGUCUCUACUGAGCCCCUCUCUACUCUGGAGACUGAGGUCUCUACUGAGCCCCUCUCUACUCUGGAGACUGAGGUCUCUACUGAGCCCCUCUCUACUCUGGAGACUGAGGUCUCUACUGAGCCCCUCUCUACUCUGGAGACUGAGGUCUCUACUGAGCCCCUCUCUACUCUGGAGACUGAGGUCUCUACUGAGCCCCUCUCUACUCUGGAGACUGAGGUCUCUACUGAGCCCCUCUCUACUCUGGAGACUGAGGUCUCUACUGAGCCCCUCUCUACUCUGGAGACUGAGGUCUCUACUGAGCCCCUCUCUACUCUGGAGACUGAGGUCUCUACUGAGCCCCUCUCUACUCUGGAGACUGAGGUCUCUACUGAGCCCCUCUCUACUCUGGAGACUGAGGUCUCUACUGAGCCCCUCUCUACUCUGGAGACUGAGGUCUCUACUGAGCCCCUCUCUACUCUGGAGACUGAGGUCUCUACUGAGCCCCUCUCUACUCUGGAGACUGAGGUCUCUACUGAGCCCCUCUCUACUCUGGAGACUGAGGUCUCUACUGAGCCCCUCUCUACUCUGGAGACUGAGGUCUCUACUGAGCCCCUCUCUACUCUGGAGACUGAGGUCUUUCCUGAGCCCCUCUCUACUCUGGAGACUGAGGUCUUUCCUGAGCCCCUCUCUACUCUGGAGACUGAGGUCUUUCCUGAGCCCCUCUCUACUCUGGAGACUGAGGUCUUUCCUGAGCCCCUCUCUACUCUGGAGACUGAGGUCUUUCCUGAGCCCCUCUCUACUCUGGAGACUGAGGUCUCUGGUCCAUAGUAAAGUACGCCUGUUCCAUUUGUUAGUCCCUGUAUGGUCCAUAGUAAAAAAAAAUACACCUGUAGAUCUGCUCGUAACAAGGACUCUGAAUCCACUAGAGAACAUAGUGUUAAUGUUUGUGAACUGUUUGCCCUGCUGAACGUACCGCAGAUAUGUUGUAAAGUAGAGAGAUGUUUUAGUUCAGAUGUUUCUGUUUCAUGUCAGUGUUAUACCUCUCUGAUUCUGAUCAGAAGUACAUCUUGUGUUUUAUUCAUCCUUCAUUUAACCAGGCGGUCAGAAGAUCUCUUCUCGGGGACCCAAGGGAGAACUUCCUGUCAACUGUCAACUUCAUUAUGGGUUUGUCUAAAUGAUAUGUUCCCAUUGAAACCCACAUGGACUCAACAUUUGGUUUAACACACAAACACACACACACACACACACACAAUCCUAAUGUCUUAUCCAUAUCGUCCAUUGGGAUGGGUGGAUCACAAAUGUAUACAAAUCAUAUUCCAUGUGGGGGAAAGAGAGAGUUUAUGUCCACUCAACCAUGUCGGUGAGUUAAACAUGAAUAAAUCAACGUUUAAACUAUAA
Molecule: messenger RNA, 6423 nt
Organism: Oncorhynchus keta (chum salmon)
Lineage: Eukaryota; Metazoa; Chordata; Actinopteri; Salmoniformes; Salmonidae
Exons: 21
Coding region: 205-1143 (312 amino acids)
Molecular function (GO): protein binding
Source: RefSeq, a predicted model, not a curated record